Molecule: messenger RNA, 174 nt
Organism: Aspergillus vadensis CBS 113365
Lineage: Eukaryota; Fungi; Ascomycota; Eurotiomycetes; Eurotiales; Aspergillaceae
Product: F1F0 ATP synthase subunit i
Exons: 4
Coding region: 1-174 (57 amino acids)
Biological process (GO): proton motive force-driven ATP synthesis
Molecular function (GO): proton transmembrane transporter activity
Source: RefSeq, a predicted model, not a curated record
AUGUCUCUCCUCGGAAAGAAGUUCCCCACCCCCGUUGCCAAGCCCAUGGCUCCCUUCUUCGCCGCCGGUCUGGUCAUCCUCUACGGUGUCAACUCUUUCGCCAACGUCAUGAUGUCGACCGCCGAGUUCAAGAACGACCCCCGCAACCCCAACCUCAAGAACCAGAAGCAUUAA